This is a messenger RNA of Aspergillus nidulans FGSC A4, 264 nucleotides long. RefSeq lists its product as uncharacterized. The coding region runs from base 1 to 264 and encodes 87 amino acids. The transcript has 3 exons. Lineage: Eukaryota; Fungi; Ascomycota; Eurotiomycetes; Eurotiales; Aspergillaceae. The record is from RefSeq and is a predicted model, not a curated record.
AUGGUCAGCUUAGUUCCGAGCAAGAUUGCCAAAUCGUUGGAAGAGCAGGCCAUGGGCCACCAGGAGCAGAGGCGUCAGCAGCUAGCUGCUAUAAAGCGAGCAGACAAUGCAACAGAUGACGAGGCGGCCCGAGAUGCAGUUGCGCGGGUCCAGGCGCCCAGACUGAAGGCCAUUAUGCGUGGCAGCUGCGCGGUGCUGAAGUCAAUCUACACGAUGCGUAGACAGAAGAGCCUUGUCUCAAUAUCCCCUACGCUUUGCAUGUAA